AUGCUAAAAUUUGCACCGUUAAAUGUUCCAUUUGAAAGAAGAAGACAAACUGCAACUGUGUUAUUUUGGCUUAUGUCUUUACCGGUUACAUUGUUUUUAUUCUUUUUGUGUUGUACAAUACCAUUUUUUUGGCCAUGGAUUAUUGCAUAUUUGCUAUUUGCGCUUUUUGAUAUUGCACCUGAAAAUGGUGGAAGAAGAUUUGAUUUUGCUAGGAAAAAUAUAUAUUGGAAAUGGUACGCUAAAUAUUUUCCAAUCAAAUUAGUAAAGACGGCGGAUUUAGAUCCAAAAAAAAAUUAUUUAUUUGGAUAUCAUCCACAUGGAGUCAUAUCAGUUGGAGCAUGGACAAAUUUUGCAACAGAAGCCAACGAUUAUUCCAAACAUUUUCCUGGUAUAACAUGUAGACUGUUGACUUUGUCGGGCAAUUUCAAUAUGCCACUUUAUCGUGAAUAUUUGAUGGCUCAAGGUGUCGCGUCUGUGUCAAGACAAUCAUGUGAAAACAUUUUAAAGAAAGGACCAGGUCACUCAGUGAUGAUUGUGAUUGGAGGAGCAGGUGAAAGUUUGAGUGCAAGACCAGGUGUUUAUGAGUUGAUAUUAAAAAAAAGGUUAGGGUUUGUUAGGUUGGCCAUACGAUGUGGUGCUUGUCUGGUACCUGUUUUUUCAUUUGGUGAAAAUGAUAUUUGGGAACAGGCCGAUAAUCCUAGGGAAAGUAAGGUUUGGAAAUUCCAGAAGCUGAUACAAAAGUAUAUCGGAUGGACAAUGCCGUUAGCCUACGGAAGAGGACUUUUCAACUAUGAUAUCGGAGUUCUUCCACAUAGAAGACAAAUUACAACUGUUGUCAUACAAAAUGCUAAUCCAAGUGAUGAAGAGGUUCUUAAAAUCCAGGAAGAAUAUAUCGAAGAAUUAUUUAAAAUUUGGAAUGAUUACAAAGAUGUAUAUGCACCGAAUAGAAAACGAGAAUUAACUUUAAUAGAGUAA
Messenger RNA from Entrophospora sp. SA101, 975 nucleotides. The record is from the annotation of a GenBank genome assembly. Lineage: Eukaryota; Fungi; Glomeromycota; Glomeromycetes; Entrophosporales; Entrophosporaceae.